Molecule: messenger RNA, 1968 nt
Organism: Cydia splendana
Lineage: Eukaryota; Metazoa; Arthropoda; Insecta; Lepidoptera; Tortricidae
Product: interleukin-1 receptor-associated kinase 4-like
Exons: 4
Coding region: 168-1847 (559 amino acids)
Biological process (GO): protein phosphorylation
Cellular component (GO): plasma membrane
Molecular function (GO): ATP binding; protein kinase activity
Source: RefSeq, a predicted model, not a curated record
ACCCGUUAUUUCUUUACAGUUUACCUAUGGUCUUUUAAUAUAAAUGUUUCUUAGAUUCCGAACCUCUUAAUUACUGUUGUUAAAACUACUGUAUAGUUGUGUUCAGCACUAUUCGAAAAGGGGAGUGUGCUAAGUUUUAAAAAUAAAGUUGUGUUUUGUUAAGGGUCAUGUUGGCAAAUACAGAAAUUCGCAAUUUAAAAGAGGGCACCCUCGAUACUAUAAUAAAAAUUUUGCAUAUUGUAGAAGACGAUUGGAAGAAAUUCAUGGCUUUUAUACCCAUGGACCCUCAGAAGGAAAACUCCGAUCGUAAAUACAAUAGUGAGCACAUAAGAUUGAUUGAGGAGCAUUCCAGGGUUAUCAAUGAAAAAUGUGCUAAAAUUUUGUUUGAUGAAUGGGGGACCUCCGGCCAAAUCAGACCAACACUGAAGACAGUGCAACAAAUUGCAUUGAAAGCAGAGAUGAUGCGGCUUGCGGAUGAAAUAGCUGACAUUUUGAGAGAGCCUCAUCCCCCACGGCCAACACAAGGACCAGGAGCUCCUGUCACUGAAAACAUCUCACUUUUAUUGAAUGAGAGCAGCUCAGAAAUCAGGGACACAACUGCACAAAUGAAGUCUGUAAAUAAUGAAACUAAUAAUGACAUACAAGGACAGAGUACUGGACAAGUAUAUAACAUACCUAAUUUUAAGCUAAUAGCAAAGUCUGUUGGCAGCGAUGAGUCCUAUAAACAAGAAUCCAGCAAUCAACAGUUUAGUGAACAAUUGCAUGAUCAACAACCCUAUAUUCAACAAGUUAACUUCCAGUCUUCCAGUCAUCAAUUGGAUUAUCAAUCUGAAUAUCAGCAAUUUCAGACUUCUGUGCCAAAUAUUCCUAUAUUUCAAGGAACAACUGAAGGUCUGACACUGAGUAGUAAAAUAGAUUCAUCAAUCCUCCAAGACCCGGACUUGACUCACUUUGAUUAUGAGGAAUUACAAACUGCAACAAAUAAUUUUUCUGAUAUCUGUAAAAUAGGAUCUGGUGGGUUCGGGAUUGUGUUCAAAGCUCCCCACCCCAGACACGGCAUGCUGGCCGUCAAGAAAACUCACAACCAGCCCAACCAAGCAGAAGUGAUGAGAACAUUUAAUACCGAAGUACGGUAUCUUUCGCAAUUUCGCCAUAUAAACAUAGUUCCAAUCUUGGGAUUUUCUAAAAAUGGUCCAGUGCCUUGUAUUGUUUGCGAAUUCAUUGAAGGUGGAUCUUUGAUUGAAAAAAUAGCUGAAAAAGUGUUAAAUGAGAGGCAGAGGAUAACUAUCAUGCAGGGAACGGCGGAGGGGCUCCGCUACCUGCACAGCAACCGAACAUACCAUCCCACCGCGCCGUUAGCAACAUACCCCAGCGCACAAAAUGUCUCCAGAAUUAACUUCGUCCAUGGUGACGUCAAAAGCGCAAACAUUUUGCUUACAAAAGACUUUGUCCCCAAGCUCUGUGACUUCGGCCUGACGAAAUCAUACGAAGAAACAUUCAUCAUGCCAACAACAUUUGGAACAAAAGUUUACAUGGCACCCGAGGCGAUACAAGGCACCGUCACUCCGAAAUCAGACAUAUUCAGCUACGGAAUCGUCUUACUAGAACUCUUAACCGGCCUCAAACCUUUUGUCUUAGCAGACAAUACAAAAAUAGACAUUAAGACUUACAUUUAUGAGGGUACGAGUUGUGGGAAAAGUAUUUAUGAAUUUCUUGACCAAUCUACUCAAUGGACAAAGGCUGUAGAUAUCUUUAUGUUAGUUAAGAAAUGUUUGGAGAAUAACAGGCAUGACCGGCCGACAAGUGAAGCUAUAUGUAAUAUAUUAAAUGCCUUUAUUAACAACUGAGGUGCUAUACAUCUGUGAUGAGUUAAGCCUAGGACCUAGAGACCUGAAUUUAAAGUCUAACUUUUAGGAGUUGUAUCUUGAUAGUCGCAGUAUUAAAAUAUUUAUCAUAUAGAUAAGUGUA